AUGGUCCUGUUCCUUGGGCCCCUCAUUCAGCUCUCAAUAGACUGUCCCUGGGACUGGGUUGAUGGACUGACGGUCAUGUUUGACCCUCGCUUCUGGGCGCUGUGCCUGAGUGACAUGCGCUGGCUCUGCAACCACGUGACCACACCCCUGACAGAGGAGCUGGUGUUCCGGGCCUGUAUGCUGCCCAUGCUCAUCCCUUGCAGCGGCCUGGGGCCAGCCAUGUUCACCUGCCCGCUCUUCUUCAGUGUCGCUCACUUCCACCACGUUAUUGAGCAGCUACGGUUCCGCCAGGGCAGUGUGACCAGCAUCUUCCUGUCGGCAGCUUUCCAGUUCUCAUACACAGCUGUCUUCGGGGCCUACGCAGUGUUCGUCUUCAUUAGGACAGGACACCUGAUUGGCCCUGUGUUAUGCCACUCCUUCUGCAACUACAUUGACUUCCCUGCCAUCUGUGCUGCCCUGGAACAUCCUCAGCGCCUCACAGUUGUCAUCUUCUAUGUGCUGGGUAUGGUGCUUCCUCCUGCUCCUGCACCCCAUGACUGA
Molecule: messenger RNA, 540 nt
Organism: Mauremys mutica (yellowpond turtle)
Lineage: Eukaryota; Metazoa; Chordata; Testudines; Geoemydidae
Product: CAAX prenyl protease 2-like
Exons: 1
Coding region: 1-540 (179 amino acids)
Biological process (GO): CAAX-box protein processing
Cellular component (GO): endoplasmic reticulum membrane
Molecular function (GO): metalloendopeptidase activity
Source: RefSeq, a predicted model, not a curated record